AUGGAUGGGUCUGAUGAUGAGCAGGUACCUAAGCAAGUAGAGUUUAAUGCUAAGAGUGACAUGAGAAAUGUUGUACUGAAGAAGGAGAUGAAGUUCCCUAAUGCAAAGGUGUUCAGAGCUACUUUGAGGGAGUAUGCAAUCAAAAAACCUAUUGACAUCAAAUUCAAGCUUAAUGAGAGGACCAAGAUAUCAGUUCACUGCAAGAAUGGGUGUGGGUGGAGAUGUUAUGCAUCUCAAAUAAGUGGAGAGCUAAUAUUUCAAAUUAAGACCUUGACUGAUGACUGUACUUGCCCCAAGUCUUUUAAAAACAGCCAAGCAACAUCAGCUUAUGUUGCUAAGAGGUUCAUUGAGGAUUUUAGCAAAAAUCCAAAUUGGGAGGUGAGUGGUGUACACAACCAUGUGAUGCAAAAUUUAUUUGUUGACCUAAGUGUAAACCAAGUGUAUAGGUCAAAGAGAAAGGCAAAGGAUUUGAUAAAUGGAGAUGAGCAACUGCAAUAUGGUGUCCUUAGGGACUAUGCACAAAUGAUAACCACUGUAGACAAGGGGAGUAGGGUUAUAUUGCAGACAGAAAUGGCUGAGGAAACUUCCCAGCCAAAAUUUAAGAGUAUGUAUGUUAGAUUCAAUGCUCAGAAGGUAGGAUUUUUAGGUGGAUGCAGGCCAUUUAUAGGUUUAGAUGGUUGUCACAUAAAGCACAGAUUUGGUGGGCAAAUCUUAUCUGCCACUGCCAAGGAUGCAAAUGACAACAUUUUUCCAGUAGCCAUGGCUGUUGUGGAACAAGAAACCAGGGAGUCUUGGAUAUGGUUUUUGGAAAUUUUUGCUGAUGAUAUAGGGAGGCCAGAGGAGCUUCAGUUGGUUUUCAUUUCUGAUAGGCAAAAGGGGUUUAUACCUGCAAUAGAGACACUAUUCCCUACCGUGGAGCAUAGAUACUGUGUGAAACACAUCUACAACAAUUUCAAAGUUGAUCAAAAGGGAUUGGAGCUGAAGGAUGCAUUGUGGAGGUGUGCUGCUGCCACAACAGUAAGGGAGUUUGAGAGAUGCAUGCAGUGCAUAAGGGAUUUGGAUGAAAAGGCAUAUGAGUAUCUUGCAAACAUUGCACCUGCACAGUGGAUAAGGUCACAUUUCACUCCUAGGGCCUUAACAGAUUGUUUGGUAAAUAAUUUGAGUGAGUCUUUUAAUGCAAUGAUAUUGAAGUCUAAGGACAAGCCUAUCUUGGCAAUGUUGGAGUGGAUUAGGGUUAGACUUAUGACUAGGCUUUACACAAAAAGAGAAGGGAUACAGAAGUAUGCUGGAAAGUUGUGUCCAAGCAUACAAGAUAGGUUGGAAAAAUUGAAGGUUGAAAGUAAGCCAUUUAGUGCUACCCCAGCUGGCAGUUUCCUUUAUGAGGUAGGCAGUUAUUAUGAGAGACAUGUAGUUGAUUUGGUGAAGAAGACAUGUAAUUGUAGGUCUUGGGAUUUAAAUGGCAUUCCCUGCAAACAUGCCAUAACAGCCAUUUAUACAAACAUUGAGACACCAGAAGACUAUACCCACCCAUGCUACUUCAAAGAAACUUACAUGGAGAUAUACAAGGAGGCAAGGGGAGGGGUGCCUGCACCUAGAUCUGCACCUCAGCCACCAUCCCAGCAGCCUACCCAGACCUACAACAUGAUGUUUGCCACUCAGCCUUCAUCCUCACAGCAAGGAAAUCAACCUAGGCCAUCUCACAGAAGAGCAGGAUGGUUCUCUUCCUCACAACCAGAGUUUCACACACCUAGGGAGACCUGGGAUACCUUACCAAGUUCUUCACAGCCUUCACAUGCAAAUGGAAGCAUUGGUGGUGUGAGGACUAGAGGACAGCUUGCUGCACAAAGGCCACCAAAAAUGAAUCCAGUGGGUGAAAAGAGGAAAGAGUAA
Messenger RNA from Quercus lobata, 1890 nucleotides. RefSeq lists its product as uncharacterized. The coding region runs from base 1 to 1890 and encodes 629 amino acids. The record is from RefSeq and is a predicted model, not a curated record. The transcript is spliced from 4 exons. Lineage: Eukaryota; Viridiplantae; Streptophyta; Magnoliopsida; Fagales; Fagaceae. Gene Ontology annotation, molecular function: zinc ion binding.